Meira miltonrushii is the source of this 1131-nucleotide messenger RNA. RefSeq lists its product as uncharacterized. Lineage: Eukaryota; Fungi; Basidiomycota; Exobasidiomycetes; Exobasidiales; Brachybasidiaceae. The coding region runs from base 100 to 1080 and encodes 326 amino acids. The transcript has a single exon. Gene Ontology annotation, biological process: regulation of DNA-templated transcription. Gene Ontology annotation, cellular component: nucleus. The record is from RefSeq and is a predicted model, not a curated record.
GUUUCGUACUCUCAUUUCCGACCACCAUCGUCACCACCAGUGAGGACUUGUGGGCGUUGCCUUUAACAGCACGUCAAUCAAGUACUCCUACCAUUCAAAAUGAUCACAGAUGCUAGUGAGAUUGCUCAGCUAGCAAGUGAAUUCAUUUCUUCAUUGGACAAUGUACCACAAGAAGUACAACAUAUAAUCAAAGAGAUUGAACAUAAAGAUGCAAAAAUACAAGAAUUAUUACCCAAAUUGGCAGCUCGUGAAGGACAAUUGAGAGAUACGUUGGCAAAGAAGGAUGCCACAUUGAAUGAAAGCGACAAAAUAAAAGUGGAGAAAUUAUCGGAGAAAAUAAAAGCAGAUUACGCCAGAGCAGAUGAGUGGAGUGCACAAAAGGAGGUGUUGAGCAGGGAUUUAUGGAGGAAUAUAAAUGCUCAUACAAAAAGACUAGAAGUGGAAAUCGCAAAAGUCUCGCCCGUUAUGGUCUCUCAAGCGGAAAAUGCUCUAAGUGCAACACUUUCAUCACAAUCACAAAUACCCUCUACCAACACAAUCUCGAACGCCGUCCUUGGGGCUUUACGCAGUCCUUCAGUAGAAGCCAGCUUGGAUCUCUCGGCACCAAGUGGCGUCAAGCGAAGAUUUUCUGGUACGCCCGUCACAAAAGGACGACAGUCGUCCACCGAUCGCGGUCUUCCAUCUCCAAGUCCCUUAUCCGGCAAUGCAUACAAUGCACUAUCCGGAAACGGUGCAGGAAAUGGCUCGAACGGUUUGGGUGGCACUGCUCCACACAAGAAGAUGAAACAUAGCGGACUUUCUAUCGUCACGAAACCCGAAUCGGAGGCUGAUGUGGAAGGAGAGCUGGGUAUUGGAAACGAGGAGAAAGAUGAUCGGGUUUACUGUCACUGUCAACGUGUUUCGUUUGGCGAGAUGAUUGGGUGUGAUUCAGAUGAUUGUCCCUAUGAAUGGUUCCAUCUGUCUUGCGUUGGUCUAUCCAAGCCUUUACCACAGACAUGGUAUUGUUCUGACUGUCGUGAACGGAUAGAACGUGAAAAGACAGAAAGGCCGAUCAAGAAACGGAAAAAGCAGCAGGCGUGAAUAUUGUGGUAGUGUGAUCCCACUAUGUUAUUGUACAAUAGACCAAUGUGU